UCUUUAAAUAGGAGGUAGUUCAGGCUUCAGUCAGAAGUGGUUCGAGUUGCACUGUCAGCAUGUCUGAGCCUAUCAGAAUUCUGGUGACCGGUGCUGCUGGCCAGAUUGCAUAUUCUCUGUUGCUGAGCAUCACCAAAGGAGAUGUCUUUGGCAAAGAUCAGCCAAUCAUCUUGCUCCUUUUGGACAUAACUCCCAUGCUGCCAGUCUUGGAGGGGGUGGUCAUGGAGCUGCAGGACUGUGCCCUUCCACUUCUGAGAGACAUUGUAGCCACUGACAAGGAGGAGGUGGCCUUCAAAGACCUUGAUGUGGCCAUCCUGGUGGGCUCAAUGCCCAGGAAGGAGGGGAUGGAGAGGAAGGACCUUCUAAAAGCCAACGUGGCCAUCUUCAAGAGCCAAGGAGCCGCCUUGGAUAAGUAUGCCAAGAAGACCGUCAAGGUGCUGGUCGUGGGAAACCCUGCGAACACAAACUGUCUGAUUGCAGCUAAGUCCGCUCCCUCCAUUCCCAAAGAAAACUUCUCCUGCCUCACACGUCUGGAUCACAACAGGGCUCGCUCCCAGGUGGCGAUCCGCUGUGGUGUUCCUGCCACCCAGGUGAAGAAUGUCAUCAUCUGGGGAAACCACUCGUCCACCCAGUACCCCGAUGUUCACCACUGCAAGGUCAACAUGUCUGGCAGCGAGCUCGCCUGCUUUGACGCAGUCAAGGAUGAUGCUUGGCUCAAAGGAGAUUUUAUAGCUACAGUUCAACAGAGAGGUGCUGCAGUCAUCAAGGCCAGGAAGUUGUCCAGUGCCAUGUCUGCAGCCAAGGCCAUCUGCGACCACAUGAGGGACAUUUGGUUUGGCACCCCAGAGGGGGAGUUCACGUCUUUAGGGAUCUACUCAACUGGAAACUCCUAUGCAGUCCCAGAAGACCUCAUCUACUCAUUUCCUGUCCAGAUCAAGGAUAAGAUCUGGAAGAUUGUCGAGGGGCUUCCGAUCAAUGACUUUUCUCGGUCCAAGAUGGACGCCACAGCAGCAGAGCUGAUGGAAGAGAGAGACACAGCUGUGGCUUUCCUUGGAGUAUGACUACAUUCAAGUGGGCCAACCCUCCACCAUGCACACAGACCCAAAACUCCGGAGGCACGCCUGUAAGGCAGCACUCCAUAAACCCCUUCGAUACUUUGUGCAGAUGUUUGUGUUGGUGUGAAAGAGAAAGUGAGGGUUUGAGGACGUAGAUGGAUUUAUGUGUCCACUGGAUACGAGCUAGACAUAUUUUUGUUAUCUAGAAAAACAAUAAACGUAAUUUUACUUCAGCAUACACUACCUGAACUCUUCCUAACAUUUAAUAAGCUGCUUAUCAGACUUUGUUCUCUGGAGGUGAGUGAAUGGACGGAAGAGUCUUUCAUAUUGUCCGUGAUGCACUUGUCAUUAAACACUGUAACUGAUGACUCGACGUUAGAAAUAAAAAAUGUAUAUAAAGCAA
Molecule: messenger RNA, 1458 nt
Organism: Girardinichthys multiradiatus
Lineage: Eukaryota; Metazoa; Chordata; Actinopteri; Cyprinodontiformes; Goodeidae
Gene: mdh1ab
Product: malate dehydrogenase 1Ab, NAD (soluble)
Exons: 9
Coding region: 60-1061 (333 amino acids)
Biological process (GO): malate metabolic process; tricarboxylic acid cycle; oxaloacetate metabolic process
Cellular component (GO): mitochondrion; cytosol
Molecular function (GO): L-malate dehydrogenase (NAD+) activity
Source: RefSeq, a predicted model, not a curated record